Messenger RNA from Oncorhynchus kisutch (coho salmon), 444 nucleotides. It is a transcript of the gene ctxnd1, whose product is annotated as cortexin domain containing 1. The record is from RefSeq and is a predicted model, not a curated record. The transcript has a single exon. The coding region runs from base 85 to 267 and encodes 60 amino acids. NCBI's taxonomy places the organism in Eukaryota, Metazoa, Chordata, Actinopteri, Salmoniformes, Salmonidae.
CAUUCUCAGGAUGGUAGAGGUGUGUGUGUGUGCGGCGGAGGACAGUGACAACAUAGAGACCCAACGCCAGCAGCAGCAGCAGGCAUGGAGGAGGGGGCCACUCCCGACCCAGAGUUUGUGGACGUGGACCAGGGCAUGACGCUGGCCUGUGUGGCCUUCCUCUGUCUUCUCCUGGUGGCCAUGAUCAUCCGCUGUGCCCGGGUCAUCAUGGACCCCUACAGCGCUAUACCCACCUCCACCUGGGAAGAGCAGCACCUGGAUGACUAGCGUGGAACAAGCUGUGCUGUUACACAUAUAGCCACACCUGUGAGGGUGCAGACGCACAGGCACGUAGGGACAUGCACAUGAACGCAAGUGUGGGUAAACACACACAUGCACAAAAGAAAGGAGAGGAGAAGAGAGGAGAGCUUGACCAGAGAGGAGAGGAGAAGAGAGGAGAAGAGA